AAUACUGCAACUGAAAGCAGGAUCUGCCCUGGCUGAAGGAUCAUGAGGCUCUUAGUUCUGGUGCUUCCUUUACUAUGUGGCCAUUCCAUGUCCCAGUCACCGAGCGGCAGCUCAGGGGGCCCAACAGCCAGUGAGCCCCAAACAACCACGAAACCCUGGGUCACGGAGCAGAGUGCCAAAGGGACAGUGUGCAAAGGAAUUGCUGAAAACACAAGAAAUGGAACUUCUGGAGAAAAAGUCUGUGGGUGGCCUUCAAAUCCAGCAACAAUCGUGCAGCGGAUCCUGGGCGGCAAGCUGGCAGAGGAAGGGAGCUUCCCUUGGCAUGUGCUGGUAGUGCCCAGGGGCCGGGGAAGGGCUGGAGGCACCCUCAUCGGCGGGGGCUGGGUGCUGACGGCUGCCCAUGUCUUCUACCCGAAAGGUGCCCGCCGGAUAGACCUGUCCCAUCAAAUCAACACCACCCAGGUCCGGACGUGCCAAGCAGGGAGAAGCACCAACCUGCGGGCAUUGCUGGCAGGGGAGAGCCGGGAAAUUGAGGAGAUCGUGGUGCACCCAGGGUUCGCGGAGAGGCUGCACGAUUUCGACAACGACAUCGCCCUGGUUAAGCUGAGGAAGAGCGGGGGUGAGGAGGAGGAGACGGCCAUGCCUGCCUGUUUGCCCGCCCUGCGCGGGGCUGGGGGACACGAGGAGAGCAACCUCCUCCGGCCUGGGAGCGUGGGCUUCGUGGCCGGCUGGGGGAUUGAGGAGGGCUUCUUCAUCCGCGACUGGCUACGCUACGUACCACUGCCGUUGGUCAGCCAGCACCACUGCAGGCAGGCUUUCCGCGAGGCACGGAUCGGGGGUUCACGCCCGCCAAUCACCGACAAUAUGUUCUGUGCUGGCUUGCCAGAGGGCGGGAGGGAUGCGUGCGGUGGGGACACAGGUGGGGGCUUCCUAGUCCCUCACCAGCAUUCAGGAGCCUGGUACCUGAUGGGCAUUGUCUCCUGGGGGACUGGGUGCGCGCGGCCAGGACGGUACGGGGUGUACACUCGCGUGUCCAGCUACCUCCGCUGGAUUCGCUCUGUCAUUGCCGCACGUUCCUAGAAUGCAGCUUCCACUAAAUAUCCACCAUCUAUGGGUAUUUGGGGACUGGGUUGGGGGGGUGGUCUUGGGGAGGGUGCU
Rhincodon typus (whale shark) is the source of this 1158-nucleotide messenger RNA. Its product is annotated as complement C1r subcomponent-like. Gene Ontology annotation, molecular function: serine-type endopeptidase activity. The record is from RefSeq and is a predicted model, not a curated record. Gene Ontology annotation, biological process: proteolysis. Lineage: Eukaryota; Metazoa; Chordata; Chondrichthyes; Orectolobiformes; Rhincodontidae. The transcript is spliced from 3 exons. The coding region runs from base 43 to 1080 and encodes 345 amino acids.